Messenger RNA from Populus trichocarpa (black cottonwood), 816 nucleotides. RefSeq lists its product as uncharacterized. The record is from RefSeq and is a predicted model, not a curated record. NCBI's taxonomy places the organism in Eukaryota, Viridiplantae, Streptophyta, Magnoliopsida, Malpighiales, Salicaceae. Bases 199 to 633 code for a protein of 144 amino acids. The transcript has 3 exons.
UCAAUUUAAGAAAGACUUCACAUGCUAGAAGCCUAGAACCACAAUGUGUGUAGAUUGUAGUCUCUCUUUUUUUACCAUUAAAUUGCUAAUUUUGAGCGUUCCAUGAAGAUUUAAAGCCACGGUGCAAAACAUUUACAUCACUCUCAUAACAUCUCUACACUCAGCUUCUAUCUUCUUUCAUUUUUAUAAUAACCGGCCAUGACUCACAGAUUCAACAAUUAUAAAAAACGACGAUCACUACAGGUAACAGGAAACCGAAGAAGACGAACAUGGGUUCGUUAUCUCGAAAUGGAGGAAUCCUCCAGCAGUUUUCCGGAAAUAUUCAAUGCAAAAAAAAGCACCCUUUGUGUGCACAACGCAGAAAUUGAAAUCACAAGUGAUAAAUGUCUUAUAAGGGGUCAAGCAGCAUUUCUGGGCGAGGACUGCCCCAGGGGGAUAUCAAUACGGUCGUUCUCAGAAAAUGGUGUAAAAUGCACCGAUUUUGUUAUUCCACGAGAAGUCCAUGUGGUUGAGGCUGCCACCCGUCGUGUUGCUCACCGUGCCACCAGUCCUCGACAUUCCGACUCCUCCUUCCAGCACAAUCCGAAAAAGCCCCACAAAAAGAAGCAGAGUAAGCAGGCAUCCCUGGAGUAGUAUGUUAACUUAAUUUGCUGUUAAUUUAUGUAUUUUAAGUGAACAACUAUGUUUAAUAUUUUAUUAACGUAUCUCUUAACUUUGUAAUAUUUAGUUGUUAAUUUCUUGCGUUAAUUAUGUGGAUCUUGUUUAUAAAGAUCGUAUCCUUGUGACUUAAUUGCAAGCUUUAAUCUUUUUCUUAAA